AAUAUUGAACAACCAAACCAAAUUGCAGAAAAUCAGCCCUUUCUACCUUAUCCAUUCGCCUAUCUUUGCCCUCAGCUUCCAUGGCGGCGGUGGCCGCCACUCUUUUCCUCACGCACGCUCGCCUUCUUCCCUACCCUUCGUUACACUAUACCCAUCCGUCCUCCUCAUCUCCCUCGUUGGGCUUAUCGCUGUCUCGCUCACAAUCCCCUCUCCUCACUCUGCUUAUUCCUUCUAGAUUUCGAAGAACCCCUAGGGUUUUUGCCGUCGCUGAAAAUGAAAGGAAGGUCUUCUUGUCGGAGUCGGAUUUGGUAGACGAGGAGAAGGCUAUUGGCGAAGGAGUUGGCGCUACAGAUGAGACGAAGCGCCGGCUACGACCCUGCGAGCUCUACGUUUGCAACCUGCCAAGGAGCUAUGACAUUUCUCACUUACUCGAGCUAUUCAAACCCUAUGGAACUGUUCAAUCGGUAGAGGUGGUUGUUUUAACAUUUUUUUCCUAAUACUGUUUUUUUGCCCGUGAUUCUAUGAUGGGAUAGUCUCAACCGAUAGGGCUUGUUUGGCUUGAAGUAAUCGCAAGAAAGGAAAUGCAAAUGAAAUAGAAAUGAAAAUAAGAAAGGAAUUGCAUUGAA
Messenger RNA from Dendrobium catenatum, 626 nucleotides. RefSeq lists its product as uncharacterized. The transcript has a single exon. NCBI's taxonomy places the organism in Eukaryota, Viridiplantae, Streptophyta, Magnoliopsida, Asparagales, Orchidaceae. Gene Ontology annotation, cellular component: cytosol. Gene Ontology annotation, molecular function: mRNA binding. The coding region runs from base 81 to 497 and encodes 138 amino acids. The record is from RefSeq and is a predicted model, not a curated record.